Entrophospora candida is the source of this 330-nucleotide messenger RNA. NCBI's taxonomy places the organism in Eukaryota, Fungi, Glomeromycota, Glomeromycetes, Entrophosporales, Entrophosporaceae. The record is from the annotation of a GenBank genome assembly.
AUGAGGCCUGAUGUUUCAUGCCUAGUUGAUAAAAUAGCAAUACUAAAUUCUGAGAUAAAACCUCUUGGUUUUACUCCAUUUCAACAAUUGAAAGACAAAAUAAAAGUACAAAUAAGAGCACGCGAGUCAAUAAAUCAAAUGUCAGAGGCAAGAGAAGGACCACUAGAAGCAACAUUUUUUACAGAUGCAAGAAAAUUAUUACAUAAAUUAGCUUAUGUAUUCACAUGUGCUAAUAAUACAUUGAUCCUGUGCGAGGAUGAUGAAAUAUCAACACAAAGUUUUGCACAAUUUAGAGAUGAUUUAAUUGAGGCAUUUUAUAACUGUGAAUGA